UUCUAGCCAUUCCCUUUCCUCCCCAUGCCCACAAUAAUGUGUAUAGUAAACAUGUAUACAUUAAUAUAUUAGUCUUUAAUUCGCAUCUGCAUCUCCGGCGUUUCGUUCAUUCGGAUAGGAAUCUCCAUAUUCUCUCUCGCGCGCUAAACUCCAGUCUUUGAUCCUUUUCUUCAACGUUCGUUCAGGUUAUAUGCAUAUAAUCUUUUGGGAGCUCAGUCGAGUUAAAUAGCCAUGAGUUUUACCACAAUGUCUCUGGCUAUCUCAUUUACGAGGUUGUUUACGAGCCAUGAUGGUUCUGGUCCAUCUUUAUUUGGAUGGCUGAUCACUGGAUCAUUUGGACUCCUAGCCAUCAUUUAUGCCAUUCUCAAGUGGCAGAGAAGGACUUCUCUAAAUUGGGUGAAGGCUGCUGCCAGAGCCAAGAAAAAAGCUUGGAAAAAGCUGAAAGUACCUUUAUCAAAUCAUAUAUGGUUUGAAGAUUUUACUUAUGCGGAACAACCAUCAACUUGCUGUGUCUGCUUGACUUCACUUGGGCCUUCUCAUAACUUAGGUACUACAGCCUCACCACGUACUCCUCUCCAUCGCUGCUCUGUUUGCGGGGUAGCUGCUCAUUUCUAUUGUUCUCAGUUUGCUGCAAAGGAUUGCAAAUGUGUGGCACAGGCUGCUUUUAGCCAUGUGCGACACCAUUGGUCAGAGAGAUGGGUUAAUGUGGAUGAUAAUCAGGAGAUGUCUGGCUUCUGUUUUUACUGUGAUGAAAUAUGUGGUGUUCCAUUUGUCAACGCCUCUCCUUCUUGGCAUUGCCGCUGGUGUCAGCGCCUCAUUCAUGUAAAAUGUCACGCCAAAUUGGCUAGAGAUUUUGGUGAUGUUUGUGAUUUGGGCUCUUUGAGACGAGUUAUCCUCUCUCCUCUGCUUGUCAAAGAAGUUGAUGAAGAUCAAAAGGGAGAGAGAGUAAGUUCUAUUACACAAGAAAUCAUAACCUCUUCAGUUCGUGGUCAGAUUAAAAAGCGGCGCAAUCGUAAUAAGAAUGGAGGUAGUUACUCCACUCAUUGUUUAUCAAGGAAUUCCUCUGCUACUGAGGCAACUUUGGGAUAUGUAUUGAAUGGCUUGUCAGAUAUGAAGAAAUCCAGUUGUGAGGGGAAGUUCGAUCACAUGAACAAUGGUGGAGUGCUGGAAAUGAGGGACACUAAUUUUUUUAUGCAAGAAAAGGGUAAAACUGCCACACAUAGUCUAAUUAAGAAGUACACGUUAUUUGAGUUGCCUCCUGAUGCAAGACCGCUCUUGGUUUUCAUAAAUGCCAGGAGUGGUGGACAGCUUGGGUCUUCUCUUCGCAGGAGAUUGAACAUGCUACUAAAUCCUGUUCAGAUAUUUGAGUUAAGUGCUUCCCAGGGUCCUGAGGUGGGGUUGGAAUUUUUCAAGAGUGUACAAUAUUUUAGAGUAUUGGUAUGUGGCGGAGAUGGCACUGUUGCAUGGGUCCUUGAUGCAAUAGAAAAACACAAUUUUGAGUCACCUCCACCUGUUGCAAUUCUCCCCCUAGGUACUGGAAACGAUUUAUCAAGGGUACUGAAUUGGGGAGGAGGCUUCUCUGCCCUUGAUGGACGAGGUGGCUUGACCACGAUUUUGCAAGACGUUAGCAAUGCGGCAGUUACAAUGUUGGAUCGCUGGGCUGUAAAUAUUACAGAAGAAAACUCAAAAGGAAAAGGAAAAAAAGUGAAAUCUAAAUCCAUGAUGAACUACCUAGGAAUUGGAUGUGAUGCGAAGGUUGCAUAUGAAUUUCAUGUCACUCGAGAAGUAUAUCCUGAGAAAUUUUGCAGUCAGUUUUUAAAUAAACUUCGGUAUGCCAAAGAAGGAGCUAAAGAUAUAAUGGACAGAACGUGUGCAGACUUGCCGUGGCAAGUAUGGCUUGAAGUUGAUGGGAAAGACGUCGAUAUUCCCAAAGAUUCCGAGGGCUUAAUUGUGCUUAAUAUCGGGAGCUAUAUGGGUGGAGUAAAUCUUUGGCAAAAUGACUAUGAGCAUGAUGAUGAUUUUAGUCUUCAAUCAGCGCACGAUAAAAUGCUUGAGGUGGUAUGUGUAUGUGGAGCAUGGCACCUAGGCAAACUUCAGGUUGGUCUUUCUCAAGCAAGAAGGCUAGCCCAAGGUAAAGUCAUUAAAAUACACUCAUCAAGUCCUUUCCCUGUUCAAAUUGACGGGGAGCCAUUUAUCCAACAACCCGGCUGCAUAGAGAUAUCUCAUCGUGGGCAGGUGUUCAUGUUGAGGAGGACUUCAGAAGACGAGCCUAGAGGGCAUGCUGCCGCAAUUAUGACAGACGUCAUACUGGAUGCUGAGAGCAAGGGCACUAUUAAUGCAUCUCAGAAGAAAGUUCUCCUUCAGCAGAUGGCCAUCCAUCUUUCUGAAAGAUAGGUCUUACCACUCUGAUAAUAGCCCCCUAUAGUAAUCCUCUCCUUCAGCCUGCUUAUAGACCUGCCCAUAUUAUGGGUUUUUGUCCCCUCUAAACCCUUUUUGUAGGAGAAUCCUCGGUAAAUAGUAAUUUGCAAUUUACUGAGAGAGAGAGAGAGUUCAACAAUGCACGUAGCUGCUUACAGAUGAGUGAUUGUAAUACACACACACACACACACACACACACACACACACAUGUAUAUAGGCAAUGAGUUUGCUUUGCGUUUGUUGUCCUAUUUACUAGCAACUAUCAACCACAAGCUCUGUAAAUUGUAAGGCAAUGUAACACAUUGUGACAGAACCACGUUGUGAUUUCUUGCACGCUUCUUGGUAGAAGCUCAUGCAAGUUAUGUGGAGGUUUUAUUAUACAAGUUCUGAGGAAAUUUCCAUGCUAGUUGAAUCAUGAUGUGUCCGUACGACAGUGGAAUCCGCUUCGGGCAUUUGUGUUGUAUGGGUUAUACGCAAUGAAAGAGCAACCGCAACUUGCUGCAGUUAUUA
Messenger RNA from Neltuma alba, 2928 nucleotides. RefSeq names its product diacylglycerol kinase 2. Gene Ontology annotation, cellular component: membrane. The record is from RefSeq and is a predicted model, not a curated record. Gene Ontology annotation, biological process: phospholipase C-activating G protein-coupled receptor signaling pathway. The coding region runs from base 232 to 2394 and encodes 720 amino acids. The transcript has 8 exons. Gene Ontology annotation, molecular function: ATP-dependent diacylglycerol kinase activity. Lineage: Eukaryota; Viridiplantae; Streptophyta; Magnoliopsida; Fabales; Fabaceae.